Molecule: messenger RNA, 1053 nt
Organism: Fusarium tjaetaba
Lineage: Eukaryota; Fungi; Ascomycota; Sordariomycetes; Hypocreales; Nectriaceae
Product: ankyrin
Exons: 1
Coding region: 1-1053 (350 amino acids)
Cellular component (GO): nucleus; cytoplasm
Molecular function (GO): protein binding
Source: RefSeq, a predicted model, not a curated record
AUGUCUCACGAGCCAAUGGAGACCUGUCCAUGCCACGCCCCAGGCGACGAUCCCGCCGAAAUCACAACGUUGCACCAAGCAGCUUUUCACCAAAACAACCAACGACUAGAACAGCUUCUACAAAAUGGCGCUAAUGUAUCAGCUACGCAAACGGCUCGCGACUUUACGCCGCUUCACUAUGCCGUCCAAUUCGGCGAUGAGAAAGCGGUGCAGAUGCUCAUUGAAGCCGAGGCCAACGUCUCUGCAGCAAGCUACGAUGGUGUCACGCCGUUACACAACACGUCUGCCGGCGGCGAUGUGAAAAUUGCAGAAAUGCUCUUGAAGGCGGGGGCCAAUGUUGACAGUCGCAAUAUCGAUGAAGAAACGCCUCUUCAUGUCGUGUCAUUGUUUGGGGAGACACAAAUUGCAAAGCUACUCAUAGACGCUGGGGCGGAUGUCUCGGUAAAGGAUUGCUAUGGAAAUACGGCUUUGCAUAUCGCUGCAGCCCAUGAGCAUAUUGGAAUCGCCCAAAUGCUUCUUGACGCUGACGCUGACGUAAAUGCAGUGAACAACAAUGGGGACCCAGUGCUACAUCAUGCAAUGAGCGAUGGACCAGAAUGCGUCAAACUUCUCAUCGAGCAUGGAGCAGACGUUCACCUCAGAGGCGAAGGCGGUGAUACCCUUCUGCAUCGCGCAGCGCAGAGCUCACCUGAACUAGCGCGAGACUUACUCAAAGCUGGCAUUGACAAUGAAGCAGCAAACGAUGAAGGAGCAUCACCUCUCCACGUUGCUGCAACGUAUGGGGAUAUUGAAUCGUUGAGGAUUCUAAUCGAGAGUGGAGCCGAUGUCAGAGCGACCAACAAUGACGGCGAGACGGCUCUGCAUCUUGUGGCAGGGAACCUAUCCGCGCUGUAUCUCGGCAACGGGCGUGAUUCCGAUGAGAAGGCGAAAGCGUUGAUCCAGGCGGGAGCGGAUAUCGAGGCGAAAGCAAAGUCUGGAAAGACACCUCUGGACUAUGCGGUUGAUUCUGGCCAUGAAACGGUUGAGAAAGUACUUCGUGAGAUGGCAUUGUAA